This is a messenger RNA of Cherax quadricarinatus, 1625 nucleotides long. The record is from RefSeq and is a predicted model, not a curated record. Lineage: Eukaryota; Metazoa; Arthropoda; Malacostraca; Decapoda; Parastacidae.
CAGGUGUAAGCGAGAGUUAGUGAAUACUGUCUCUGACGUGAAAGUGAACUCUUUAUAGGUUGAAAAAAAAUCAUAUAUUGAUAAUAUACUCUUCAUUGGAUGAAAAUGAAUUCAGUGAUUGAAAAUGAAAUCUCUGUUGGUUGAAAAUACUCUUCAUGGGUUGAAAAUUAAUUCAUUGAUUGAAAAUAUGUAUACUCUUCAUUGGUUGAAAUUUAACUCAUCAUCGUUUGAAGAUGAAUUGUUCAUUGACUGAAAAUGGAAAACGAGAAUACAAAUUUGACCUGAACUAUUGAGAUGAGGGAGCUCGGUCAGGGUCAGAGGCAUCCUCUGCUGGACUCCUUCAGGGAGAUGGUGUUGAGUGUGGUGGAGAGGCUGAAGCCUGGCCUCAACCACAACCACCAGACCACACUUGGCCACCACAAGCAAGGAGAACAACAACAACUGGAGCAGCAAGAUAACAUUGAUAACUCCAACACAAUGUAUUACCUCGAGCCUAGCCAGGUCUUGGCUGCUGCUCUAACCUCCGGCCACGGAUUGGUGAAGGCGGCUCUGUGGGACAAUGCAGAACUGCUCGAGGAUCUACUAAAUGGCGAUCAGUUGGCCCACCUUGACUGCCGGGAUGCUUGGGGUCGGACUCCACUACAUGCUGCAGCCACAACUGAGUCCUCCAGGUGCCUUCGCAUCCUCCUUCAAGCUGGGGCUGAUGCUAACAUGGCCUCGGGUCCCAGAGCUGAAGGACGGACUUGUCUACACAUAGCCUCGGAGCACGGAGCUGUGGAAAACAUUAGACUGCUGCUUGACCAUGGUGCUGAUCUCCUAGCCAAGGAUGCAAAUGGACUUACUGCACUUGACUUAGCUGAGCAAGGAGAACACACACAAUGCAUGACCAUCCUGAAAAAUGCUGCAGGUAUGUUAUAAGAUGUUGAUUUUUCUUUCCCUUAAGAAACCUGGGUGUUAUGCAUCUAUUGUGGGUUGCAUCCUGGCAGUAUACCUUAGAUAGGGCUGGGCUUUGAAAUGAGCUGAGGUAGGAUAACAACUCUGAGCUUGUAAAUUUUUUAUGUAUAAGAAAAUACUCUAGGAAGAGUGGAUGGUAAAAAUUUUCCGUGCUGUACUUUUUGAGAGUUCGCAUCUACAUGGGUAGGUGUCCUUACUAUAUUCUGUUUACUGUUUUUACUUUGUUGGUUUAAUGGUUAUUAAGUGGUAUUUUUUGCAUGUUCAGAUUCAAUGACAGAAAAGGCAACUAUGAAAACAAUACAGAUCAGGUUUGAUACCUAAAGAGCUAGCUAAAAAAGAUAUUAAUGCUCAAAAACCUGGAAAAUACUUUUAUCAAGUAUUAGGUUUAAGUAUAUUUGCUAACAUCAAAGAAAUUUUACUAACUAACCGAAAUUAACCUCCCAUCUAAAUCACUGAAACAAUAAAUUUACAGCCUCUCUUCACUUAAUGAUGGAGUUCCGUUUCUAAGACCAUGUCAGUAAACGAAUUCCUUGCUAAGUGAGAAACAUACUAUAAUGGUAGUCGGUUUAUAUCAACUAUCUUUGUUAUUGUCUUAAUGUCACCUUUGCACCAUUUAUAACAUUUAUGGUAUGUUUUUAAAUGUUUAUACAGUAGUGUACUGUAUAUUGUAA